UCCGAAUACAAUUUAGUUCGGACAGUUAUUCCGUCUGAAAUCUAAGUUUAUUCAAACUACAAUCGACUCUAUCGUGUGACACUUCCUAAGUGUAACAUAUUUUUAACUGCCUUCAAAUUCUAAAUCCUAUUCUACUAUGGCCGCCGCCAAUGAGGACUGAUCACCCUCGUACGUCGAUGACCUCUCUACUUCCUCAAAACCCUUAAAAAGAAUUAUCUUGUCGACGAUGUCGAAUGAUAAUGUACCCGGUACCUUCCCGUUGAGCUCCCCUGACCCUACAGGCAGGACGAGUAUCGACGCAGGCACUCUCGACCUGGGCAUCGAUAGUGCAUGGACUUGUGGUGAUGAAGUCACCACUGGAGUCGAGCGUUCGUUGAGUCAGAGGGCCGAACCCCCGACUAGCGAUCAGCUGUCCUCAGACUCGUGGUUGGGUGCUCUGGGAGCCCCUUCCAAGUUGAGUCUUUCAGCCCCUGACAUCUCUGAUGACGGCACAGGCUCUGCUCCAAUGAGUAUUAGCCCUAUUCUGGGUAGUGUAGUUGGACUACAUACCUCUCGUCUAGUGGUUGGCGAAAACAAUAAAAAUGACGCCUCGUCUGUUGACGACGAAGUUAGUACCAUGCUAUCAGCACACAUGAGCUGGUUCGAUUUACCUGAUGAUGAUGAACUAGGUGCGGUACCUGAGUUCCCAGUAAUGAGUCCUUCUGUCCGAGCCCUAGAGUCCACUCCCCGAGUUAUCUAUGAACCAUCUGUAGCGUUGAAAAGAAAUGAACAAACAAUUAGCAAAGAGAGACCUCACCAGGAUGAACGGACUGAAAAAUGGGCCUCAGCCACGAUACGACAGCAGGACGGAGUCUCUGAACACGUUCGUAACGUUGAACAACAUGUGAGGAUACCCCCCAUAAUAGAUGACCUGCAAAAGGAAAUCAGAGAAUUGGAGUCUCUUGUAAUUGAGAGCCAAACACGUGAAUUGGAGUCACACCAGCAACUGCUAGAGUCUCGACGAGCCCCCACAAGGACUGAGAAGGGACAUUGUGAACAUUCAGUAAGAGUACAGCCCCAGGCAACAAAGACUCACUUCAAAAUGGACACUUCUCCAAUUAUCAAUCUCAAACCUACUGAGAGCUCUCGAUUUCAAUGA
Messenger RNA from Suillus discolor, 1138 nucleotides. RefSeq lists its product as uncharacterized. Bases 227 to 1138 code for a protein of 303 amino acids. The transcript has a single exon. NCBI's taxonomy places the organism in Eukaryota, Fungi, Basidiomycota, Agaricomycetes, Boletales, Suillaceae. The record is from RefSeq and is a predicted model, not a curated record.